CAUAGCUUUAUGGUUUUAUUUAGACAGUUUAUACGGUUUGACAUUGUACCGCUGUAAAAAAAAAAAAAAAAAAAAAAAAAAAAAGAGAAAGAAGAAGAAAAGAAAAAAAGAAAGAAAAGAAAGAGGGGAAAACUCGAAAGGAUCCCAAAGAGGAGAACAUUGUGGACAUAUUUUUGUACUUAUUCAGUUCUUUCUUUUCUUAUUUUUUUUUUUUUUUUGAUUUUUCUUAUUAUUUUUUAAAUAUUUUAUUUUUUGCCAUUCCCUCUCCCGAAAAAUGAAACUUUGGACAUCACCCUGGGUGUCUUGCCUGGUGAUUCUCCUCUUGUGUUUUGGAUCAGAGUGCGGGACAGUCCGGAGACAGCAGGGGAGAUCCAAGAGGGAGUUGGUGCGCAUUAGGGAGGCGAGAGCCGCCGUCCCGGGGGCUUGUGCCACACGCCUGCCCCGGGGCAAGCGCUCCCUGCCCGGCGCGGAGCGGCGGCUGCUCCGCCAGCGCCGGCGGAGCUCCGCUUCGUCUCAGACCGAGGAAAACUCUCCGGAGCGCGGCGGGAGAGCCGUGUAUUUCACCGGCAGGGGAGACCAGCUCCGCCUGAAGCCCGGCGUGGAGAUCCCCAGAGGAAAUUUCACUCUGGAGAUGUGGAUCAAGCCGGAGGGAGGUCAGCGAUCGCCCACGGUCAUCGCAGGUUUGUACGACAAGUGCUUCUACGCGUCCAGCGACCGCGGCUGGCUGCUGGGCAUCCAGGCGGUGGGCGAACACGCCAACCGCGACCCGCGCUUCUUCUUCUCCCUGAAGACGGACCGCGCCCACAAGGUGACGUCGGUUAACGCCAACGCCCGCUACACCCCCAACCAGUGGGUGCACGUGGCCGUCACCUACGACGGCGUGUUCAUGAAGCUGUUCGCCAACGGCGCCCAGGUGGCCGUCAGCCGUGAGCAGUCGGGCGACGUCUUCAGCCACCUGACCAAGAAGUGCAAGGUGCUGAUGAUCGGCGGCAACGCCCUUAACCACAACUACCGCGGCGCGGUGGAGCGGGUGGCGCUGUGGCGCCAGGCCCGCGGCCAGAGGGACGUCAUCAGGGACAUGCAGGGCCGCGACGACCCGGGGGAUCUACCUCAGCUGGUCAUCCGGGAAACCUUCGAGCACCCGGGACGCAAGUGGCUCACGGUGAAGGACGGCACUUUCCCCCAGCCGGAGCGAGGCGGCGGCGGGGGGCGACUCGGCUUCCUGGGCGGAGGCGGCCUCGCCAACCCCGAAGGAUUACUGGACACCAACCUGGAGCCACCGCCUUGCGGGCAGACGGUUUGCGACAACGUGGAGGUGAUUAAAAACUACAACCAGCUGUGGAGUUUCCGCCGGCCGAAGAAGGUACGGUAUCGGGUGAUCAACGUGUGGGACGACGGCCGGACGAGGCCGACGGUGUCGGACCACCAGAUCAUCCUGCAGCACCAGCACCUCAACGACGCCUUCGGCCUCUACAACAUCUCCUGGGAGCUCAGCGUCCACAACGUCACCAACUCCUCCCUGCGGAAGCGGUUGAUUCUGGCCAACUGUGACAUCAGCAAAGUGGGGAAUGACGUGUGCGAGCAGGAGUGCAACCAUCCGCUGACGGGCUACGACGCGGGCGACUGCGUCUCCGGGCAUCGCAGCCGCUGCCCCAAACACAAGCAGGGCAACGGUGUUUGUGACCCAGAAUGCAACUGGGAAAACUUCUCCUACGAUCUGGGCGACUGCUGCAAUCCCAACGUGACGGACGUGACCAAGACGUGCUUCAACCGCUCCUCUCCGCACAAAGCCUACUUGGAUGUGAAAGAGCUGAAAGAGAUCCUGCAUUUGGACGGCUCGACUCACCUGAACGUCUUCUUUGCCAAUUCUUCCGACGAGGAUCUGGCGGGCGUCGCCACUUGGCCGUGGGACAAGGAGGCGCUCACGCAUCUGGGCGGGAUUGUCCUGAAUCCGUCCUUCUACGGGACGUUCGGCCACACCGACACCAUGGUGCACGAGAUCGGCCACAGCCUGGGCCUCUACCACGUGUUCCGCGGCAUCUCGGAGAUCGAGUCGUGCAACGACGCCUGUUUGGAGACGGAGCCCUCCAUGGAGACCGGAGAUCUGUGCGCCGACACCAACCCCACCACCAAAUACAAAGGCUGCAACGAUCCCGAACCCGGCAACGAAACGUGCGGCUGUCGCCACUUCACGCACACGCCGUUUAAUAACUACAUGAGUUAUGCAGACGACGCCUGCACCGACUCGUUCACGCUGAACCAGGUGGCCCGGAUGCACUGCUACCUGGACCUGGUGUACCAGACCUGGCAACCCACGUCCAAGCCGCCCCCGGUGGCCAUGGCGCCCCAGGUGGUGGAGCAGCGCCACAACUCCAUCACGCUGGAGUGGUUCCCCGCCAUCUCCGGACACUUCUACGACAGGAAAGUGGGCUCGGUGUGUGAUAAGUGCACGGAGGGGAAGGUUCUCCUUCAGUACGCGUCCAACUCCUCGUCUCCUCGACCCUGCGACCCGUCUGGACACUGGUCGCCUCGCGAGGCCGAAGGCCCCCCGGACGUGGAACAAGCCUGCGAGCUCAGCGUCCGCACCUGGAGCCCCAACGCCGGCAUCGAGCAGGGCGUGGUGGGGCUGUCGGAGUGCCCCGUGCAGGGCUGCAUGCUGCAGCUGGAGUUCCUGCACCCGCUGGUGCCCGACUCCCUGACGGUGUGGGUGACCUUCUUCAGCCCUGAGGAGACGGCGCCGCCCGCCAUCCACAACAUCCUGCUGCUGACCGUCAGCGGCAACAACAUCUCGCUGGGGCCCAGCUACGUCUUCUGCGACACGCCGCUCACGCUGAAGCUGGACAUGGAGGAGGAGGUGUACGGGGUGCAGUUCUACACCAUGGAGCAGCACCUGGAGAUCGACGCCACCCUGCUGGUGUCCAAGCCCGACUGCAGCCUCUGCAAGGCCUGCGAGCCGCUGCGCUACCGCCUGCUGCGGCAACCGGCGUUCAGCCACGCACCGCACGGACUGAUGCUGAACACACCGGUCAGACGCUACACAGACAGGGAUGUGGAGCCACACGUCACCUACACCUACCAGAUCCAGACCAUCUCCGGCCACAGCGACAGCGAACCCUCCCCGUCGCUGGUGCACGAGCUCGGGGCUCCGUACUGCGGCGACGGACGUAUCCAGAGUUCCCGGGGAGAGGAAUGUGACGACAUGAACUCCAUGAAUGGGGACGGCUGUUCCAGCCAGUGCAGGAAGGAGCCGUUCUUCAACUGUGUCGAGGAGCCCAGCAUGUGCUACUACUACGACGGCGACGGCGUUUGCGAGGACUUUGAGCGGGAGACGGGCGUCAGGGACUGCGGCCUCUACACCCCCAGCGGUUACCUGGACCAGUGGGCGUCGGCCGUGGAGGUUUCCCACGAAGAGAAGCCCUACUGCUCCGGAGAGGUGGCUGCCGGGUAUCCUGCCGUCACCAAGACGUGUCAGUCCAAGGUGUUUGAUCUGUCCGACGGAGUUUCCCAGUACGCCUGGUUCCCGUGCCGGGAGGCCGACCAGUCGUCAUGGGGGUAUUCCACCUACUGGCUGAAGGCUCAGUUUUCUCACCCCAUGGUGGCGGCAGCAGUUAUCAUCCACCUGGCUGCAGACGGGACGGGCUUCAUCGACCAGACGCAGUGUAACAUCACUGUCCAGCUGGUGGACACCAAGGAGGGAAUCCACGGUCUCGGUGAGUGGCGUCUGAGCUGCCGUAACAACCCCCUGGUGAUCCCCGUGAACCACGACCUGUCCGUGGCGUUCUACCACACCAAGGCCAUCCUGGUCAUGUUCUCCUCUCGCCUCGUGGCCAUCUCCGGCGUCGGCCUGCGGUCCUUCCAGUCCUUUGAUCCCAUCACCAUCAGCGGUUGCCAGAGCAACGAGAUCUACAACCCCACGGGACAGAGUUGUGUACAUUAUUCGUGUGAAGCCAUCGACUGCCAGGAGCCGUUAAUCCGCAAUGCAGAGCUGAAGUGCAGCAGCCCCGGCCGGCACUUCUACAACGGCGACCGCUGCACCAUCUCCUGCAACUCCGGCUACGUCCUGCAGGUCCACCAGGAUGACGACAUCAUCAAGAGCCAGUCGGACUCGUCCGUCACCAUCACCUGCGCCAACGGGAAGUGGAACAAGCAGGUGUCCUGCGAGCCGGUGGACUGCGGGCUGCCGGACAAGUACCACGUUUACCCCGCCAUCUUCAGCUUCCCCGAGGGAACCACCUACGGCAAGAAGAGCACCUUCCAGUGCCGGGAACCGGCCCAGCUCAUCGGUACAAACAACACCCUCACAUGCCUAGAGGACGGUCUGUGGUCGUUUCCAGAAGCUCUCUGCGAGCUGCGCUGCCCGGCGCCGCCGCCCGUGCCCAACGCCGUGCUGCAGACCAAGCGUUGCAACGAGACGGGCCUGAAAGUCGGCACGCUCUGCAAGUACAAGUGCAAGCCCGGCUACCACGUCACGAACAAACCCAAGAGGCGAGCGUUUAAGCGGCAGUGCACGGAGGACGGCAGCUGGCUGGAAGGGGCCUGCGAGCCGGUGACCUGCGACGCUCCGCUGCCCGUCUUCCACGGCUCGUACAGCUGCAGCGACGGCUUCCGCUUCGACAGCGUCUGCAGGCUCAACUGCUCCGACGCCGCCGGUAACGCCGCUGUCGCCGCCACAGGAGGCUCCGCCCAUACGGGCUCGGGCUCCAACGUGAUUCGCUGCAGGAAGGACGGGAACUGGACCGGCGCCUUCCGCCUGUGUCCAAACAGCAAAGGACAGUGUUCCUUACCUCAAAACCUCCACUACAGCCUCCAGUACUCCUGCAAGCGGGGACACGGCAUAGGUGAGGAGUGCGAGCUGUCGUGCCGGGAGGGAAACAACGAGGUGGUGAUUCUCCCGGGCAACAUGACGGUGGAAAGUGUGCUCCGGGAGCACUGGAGGAACCCGCACAAAGUCAAGAGCAUAGUCUGCACGAUGGGACUGAAAUGGUAUCCACCGCCCGACUUGCUCCACUGCAUCAAAGGAUGUGAGCCAUUUAUGGGAGACAACUACUGUGACUCGGUCAACAACAGAGCCUUCUGCCACUACGACGGGGGGGACUGCUGCCAAUCCACCGUCAAGACCAAGAAAGUGAUUCCUUUCCCCAUGUCCUGCGACAUCCGGGAUGAGUGUUCGUGCCGGGACCCCCACGCCUUCGAGAACAGGAAGGACGAGCACGUCCACUUCCUGGGGUGAAGCAUCGUCUCUCUCCAACGACCUCACAGCCAGAAAACGGCCGGGGAAAAACCCCGACCCUCAUCCUCCUCUCGGCCUCCGAUUUCCUGCACACGCUGCUUUUACAGGCAAACCUUCUCUCCAUCCGUAACUGCAAACCCCGAACUGGCUGAGACGCUUUCACCUCAAAAAACCACGGAAAGAUUUAGAAGAAGAGAAGAAGACGGGACUCACGAGACUCUGCAGAAAAAACAUCACG
Cololabis saira (Pacific saury) is the source of this 5468-nucleotide messenger RNA. It is a transcript of the gene pappaa, whose product is annotated as pregnancy-associated plasma protein A, pappalysin 1a. Lineage: Eukaryota; Metazoa; Chordata; Actinopteri; Beloniformes; Belonidae. Gene Ontology annotation, molecular function: metallopeptidase activity; protein binding. The coding region runs from base 275 to 5230 and encodes 1651 amino acids. The transcript has 22 exons. The record is from RefSeq and is a predicted model, not a curated record.